AUGUCCCCGCGUCGCGUUUCUGGGUCAUUAUGUAAUCUUACCUUGAACUCAAAGUACAAUUAUCCUCUUUCCUAUAACAUGGGGAGUAUUAUUGCCAAAAAAGUUUCUAACCCAUUUUGAGCAUUCAUAAGUCCGAAGACAUUGCGAUCAGCCAAACAAUUCCACAAACUCGUCCCAAAUCACUGCGGGGUCUAGAAUUAAUGGCUCCGGCACCUGGCUCUCAGUAUCCCCUUUACAACACUACUUUUCCAUAUAUCGUGCCUCUCCGCUCUACAUUGGCAAAGACGUUCUUAAUAAUGCGGAUUUGCAAGUACAUGCACGUCGAUUUCGAGAUAUAUUAGCAGGUGAUGUUUUACGGGGUGUUCGGGUUGGAUUAGGGUCCGAAGAUGAUACAUUGGCUCGUGUAGGUGCUCUGCAAACGGUGGUAUGGAAAGUUUUUAGAAGAGAAUCGGAAUGGGCUGUCGAGGAUACAACAGAAGAGACCCUUGGCGAGUCUGGGACGGAGAGUACACAUAAUCAUGGAAUACUGGUGGAAGUCAAUUACGAGAAAGCGAAUUACACUGCAAUUUUAAUACGCUCGACUCCCGAAGACGACAUGGACGUCUCAAUCAUGCAGUCUUCCGAUGAUGAAUCUGUAUUUUUGCGUCUACCUUUGCUAUUAACACGCAUGCCAUUGUCGUUAAGAGAAACAUUCAUUCAAUACGUCUGUCAGAUUUUCGAUACAAGGGUGUCGGCCCUAAAGUUGGAAGGAAACGAUUUGACGAAAUCAUUCGAGCAAUACACAUCCAACACGAUCAACGAAGCUGCAACAGCCGAAGAGCGCCAAGUUGGUAUACAAAAGAUCAUUAAAGAGAUCCAAAUAUCCAUUGGCUUUGACAUACCUGAUGGAUCUGCUACUCUCAAAACUAUUGAAAUCCAUAUUGCCAGGGAGGAUCUACCUCGUAUGCUUUCACGAGGAAAUAAAAUCACCAAAGAUGGAUCUCCGUUUAUGGCUGCAUUGAAAAGUUACAUCAAGGCGCAUUUGGCAUUGGACCUAAAUCAUGAGAAGGUGAAGAUUGUUAAGAUUGCAUGUGGCGCGUUUGUACUUGGCGAAGGAAGGUUAAAGCUCACACAGCCAUCGAGUGUUGAGCAUGAAGAGGGCGGACAAUAUCGGGCAACAAGACAACUCCUCAACGACCUUGUGAAUAUUGCUUCGAGACGAGGACUGUUAGGGGAGAAGUGA
Sclerotinia trifoliorum is the source of this 1222-nucleotide messenger RNA. The record is from the annotation of a GenBank genome assembly. NCBI's taxonomy places the organism in Eukaryota, Fungi, Ascomycota, Leotiomycetes, Helotiales, Sclerotiniaceae.